AUGCAGCCCUUAGAGGCUGCCAAUAAACGAAGUGCGUUUGAGACUGCAGCAAGUCAGGAGAGUUACCGCGUGGCGGAUUUGGAGUUGGCGAGCUGCAGGCUACACGGAGGCGCUGCCGUGUUGUGUUCAACCGCUGGUAAAGUUGGUCGCAAAGCUCGCAGUGCCGCUGCGGGAGCCACACUAUUUUGGCUCACCUGCCCUUACCUGAACAUCAUUGUGGCACGACUUGAGCGGCAUGGUGCGAUCGGCGCACUGCAGCAGCUCGUAGAUGAAAAUGGGAGGGUGGCCGCUCAGCACGUGGCUUCUCAUGCACGUUACGAAGAACGUGUCCGAUCACUUUUGAGCGACCAGCGGUGGGCAUUUUUUGAUUCGCAUUUUGUUUCGAUUCCCGAGUCAUCGGGCGGUCGCAAGUACGGUAACGGCGCUGUGGGUCACGCGAAGGAUCUCAAGUGCCUGCAUGCCCUUGUUGCCCAGUCACUGUGCGGUGCUCCCAAUCCCAUUGGGGAUGCCGUUCUACAAUAUAUAUAUCUUUUUUCGAAGAAGGUUGAAGCUCUCCGGAGGCCAACAAAGAGUUCCCAUCUUGAGGAAGGCGGAGAUGAAGCGGAGGAGGAAAAUGGUCUUGCGAGUGCAAGGUUUUUUGACGACAUCUCUGUAUUUGUAGACUUUGUCGAGGGCUGGACAAAGAAGAAUGAAGAGGAGCGUGCGAAUUUGCCAGUUGCGUUGGACGCGGACGAUUAUUGCUCCGCUGCAUGCAGUGUACUUACCUUUCUGGAGGGACGGCCGCCGAGGCUACGCAAGAAACAUCGCAUAAACUGA
Molecule: messenger RNA, 816 nt
Organism: Trypanosoma cruzi
Lineage: Eukaryota; Euglenozoa; Kinetoplastea; Trypanosomatida; Trypanosomatidae
Exons: 1
Coding region: 1-816 (271 amino acids)
Source: RefSeq, a predicted model, not a curated record